Messenger RNA from Caenorhabditis elegans, 356 nucleotides. It is a transcript of the gene rps-27, whose product is annotated as Small ribosomal subunit protein eS27. Gene Ontology annotation, cellular component: ribosome. Lineage: Eukaryota; Metazoa; Nematoda; Chromadorea; Rhabditida; Rhabditidae. The transcript is spliced from 2 exons. Gene Ontology annotation, molecular function: structural constituent of ribosome. The coding region runs from base 29 to 280 and encodes 83 amino acids. The record is from RefSeq and is marked reviewed. Gene Ontology annotation, biological process: translation.
CCAGCCCCGCUCAACAAGUGGAAUAAAAAUGCCUUUGGCCGUUGACCUUCUUCACCCAGAGCCACAAAGGGAGAUCAGAUGCCACAAGCUUAAGCGUCUUGUUCAACACCCAAACUCCUACUUCAUGGACGUUAAGUGCUCGGGAUGCUUCAAGAUUUCGACCGUCUUCUCGCACGCCACCACCGUCGUCGUCUGCGUUGGAUGCAACACCGUCCUCUGCCAGCCAACCCGAGGAAAGGCCAAGCUCACCGAGGGAUGCUCCUUCCGCAAGAAGCAAUAAGUUUCCCGUAAUUGUUACAUAAAUUGUUAUUUCAAAUCCUUCCUUUUUUUGGUUGAAAGAAAAACAAUGUGAUUUU